CUUAUAAGUAUAUUAACAAAAGUAAAAAACUAACAAAAUUAUGGCCUAAUAAUCUGGUCUAUAGCAAUGAAGAAAAAACUGAAAAAUUAAAUUUUCCUAGCAAAAAGUUUAAGCUUAAUAGCUCCGAAAUAAAUAAAUUAAAACAAUUUUAUUUUACUGAAUUAAAUAUUCCAAAAUCAAGAAUAAAG
Molecule: messenger RNA, 188 nt
Organism: Racocetra fulgida
Lineage: Eukaryota; Fungi; Glomeromycota; Glomeromycetes; Diversisporales; Gigasporaceae
Source: the annotation of a GenBank genome assembly